AUGUCGGUUUACGCUGGCCAGUCGAGCACCAGUGGCUCAAUCGACAAGAAUGACUCCGAAAAAGCAGCCCCUGCAGUCGGUCCUCUACUCCUUGCCGAUUUUGAUGACCCAAAUAUCGACAAGGAAGAAGCCAUAGCUGGCGUUUUAGAGGAUGACUCUCCUUAUCCUGAGGUCCGAUCAGCCGUAUCCAACACCGACGACAUGUCCAUACCCGUUAGCACUUUUCGAGCAUGGGCUAUGGGCUUUUUCUGGGUUAUCAUUGUCCCUGGCUUGAACCAGUUCUUUUUUUUCCGAUACCCUUCUGUCAGUGUUACCGGCAUGGUAGCACAACUCUUGGCUUUUCCCAUGGGUCGUCUUUGGGCAGCUGUCGUGCCCAAUGUUUCAGUAUUCGGCGUUCGCUUGAACCCCGGACCAUUCACCAUCAAGGAGCACGUUUUGAUCACGAUCAUGGCUACUGUCGGAUGGCAAUCUGCAUAUGCCACCGACAUCGUUGCGGUGCAGAGAGUCUUCUACGGUCAAACUUUCAACUUCAGCUAUCAAUGGAUGUUGGUCAUGUCUACCCAGCUCAUUGGCUUCUCACUGGGUGGCAUUAUGCGUCGCUUUCUAGUUCUUCCUCCCUCCAUGAUUUGGCCCACAAACUUGGUCACGUGCGCUCUAUUUAACACCCUCCAUGCACAAUCAUACGCUGGUAUAGGCAAUCGCGGUGGUAUUUCAAGAGAACGUUUCUUCCUUUAUGUCUUCUGCGCAGGAUGUGCAUGGUACUUCGUCCCAGGUUAUCUAUUCCAAGCCCUUAGCUUCUUCAGCUGGGUGUGCUGGAUCGCUCCAAAUAACGUCGUCGUCAACCAACUCUUCGGCUAUGAAAGUGGCCUUGGCAUGAGCAUGAUCACGUUCGACUGGGCCCAAAUUACUUACGUUGUCAACCCACUCGCGACUCCAUGGUGGAGCGAGGCUAACAUUCUCGGUGGUUUCGUGUUCUUUUUCUGGAUCCUUACCCCGAUCCUUUACUAUACUAAUACCUGGUAUUCUACAUUCCUCCCUAUCCUGUCUCGCACGUCAUACGAUAACACCGGUGCCUCCUAUAAUGUCACUGCAAUUCUGGGUAGCGAUGGCACAUUCAAUGCUACGGCAUAUGACUCAUACAGCCCUCUGUUCCUAUCGACGACUUUCGCAGUGUCUUACGGUCUAUCAUUUGCGUCAAUCACUGCCACCGUUACGCACGCCAUCCUCUUCUUCCGCAAGCAGAUCUGGGCCCAGUCGCGUCGCUCGAUCGAGGAACAGCCGGACAUUCAUGCACGUCUCAUGGCCAGGUACCGUCAGGUUCCAGAGUGGUGGUACCUCGUCAUCUUCGUGGUCAUGUUCGUUUUCGGUAUCAUUGUCAUUGAAGUCUGGCCUACCCAGUUUCCGGUGUGGGGCUUCGUUCUCGCACUUUUAAUUGCUUUCCUCUACAUCAUCCCCAUUGGCAUGAUUCAAGCUAUCACGAAUCAACAAGUUGGUCUGAAUGUUAUUACGGAGUUGGUCGUUGGAUACGCUAUCCCUGGACGCCCAUUGGCAAUGAUGCUUUUCAAGACAUGGGGUUACAUUACCAUGGCACAAGCGUUGCAAUUCGCCCAGGACUUCAAACUCGGUCACUACAUGAAAAUCCCUCCUCGCACAAUGUUCUUUGCACAGGUCAGCGCAGCUGCUAUCGCCGGAACCGUGCAGCUCGCCGUGCAAGCUUGGAUGUUCAGCAAUAUCGAGGACAUAUGCAGCACGACACAGCGUGAUGGUUUUAUUUGCCCCAGCACUCAAGUGUUCGGCACUGCAUCCAUCAUCUGGGGUGUCAUUGGCCCUCGGCGUCAGUUUUCCCCUGGCCAAAUGUACAGCGGCCUCCUCUGGUUCUUCCUCGUUGGCGCGCUUUGCCCUUUCGCCGCUUGGAUCAUUUCCCUCAAGUGGCCGAACAGUAUCAUCCGUUACAUCAACUUCCCCGUAAUAUUCACAGGAACGGGCACCAUACCACCGGCAACUGCUGUCAAUUUCGUGCCUUGGGCAAUCGUCGGUUUCAUAUUCCAGUAUGUUAUCCGCCGCCGCCAUUUCUCAUGGUGGACAAAGUACAAUUAUGUACUGGCUGCUGCACUCGACUCUGGGCUCGCAGUUUCUAUUAUCUUGGUCUUCUUCUGCCUGCAAUACCCAAAGAACGGUACUAUCGGCGCGGACACCGUCGCAAAAUGGUGGGGCAACAACGUAUUCCUGGAUACGGCAGAUGGGAAAGGCAAGUCUUACGCCGUUAUUAACGGUACCUUUGGGCCAUCGACGUGGUAA
This is a messenger RNA of Suillus bovinus, 2298 nucleotides long. RefSeq names its product OPT oligopeptide transporter. Lineage: Eukaryota; Fungi; Basidiomycota; Agaricomycetes; Boletales; Suillaceae. The transcript is spliced from 11 exons. Gene Ontology annotation, molecular function: oligopeptide transmembrane transporter activity. Gene Ontology annotation, biological process: transmembrane transport. The coding region runs from base 1 to 2298 and encodes 765 amino acids. The record is from RefSeq and is a predicted model, not a curated record.